Messenger RNA from Anarrhichthys ocellatus (wolf-eel), 4160 nucleotides. RefSeq names its product protein mono-ADP-ribosyltransferase PARP6. The record is from RefSeq and is a predicted model, not a curated record. Lineage: Eukaryota; Metazoa; Chordata; Actinopteri; Perciformes; Anarhichadidae. Gene Ontology annotation, molecular function: NAD+ poly-ADP-ribosyltransferase activity. The coding region runs from base 415 to 2328 and encodes 637 amino acids. The transcript has 23 exons.
GAGAUCUGCAAUAGAUAAACACAGGCUCACACACACACCGGCUGGAUUACACGCAGACACACACCACAAGCACAGAGAGACAGACGCUGUAGAAUUGGGGAAUUGUGUCUCUGGUUUCUCUAAAAUCCUCUUUUAAUGGGCUUACUGUCAUAUCGUUUCAGUGGAAUACAGCCACCGAGAGAGCGAGAAGCAGGUGUGCCCUUUAAGAGGGAGAGCAGCUGAGGCAAGGACGGCAUCCGAGUCUCCAUCCUCUGUGGAGGUUUUGCAGUUCUGACGAGUGCAAGAAAGAGAGGGGGGUGAGCCAAAGCUCUCCGGUUUUCUGUUCUUGUUCUGCCACCUGGAAAAAGGCUGCAAUGGUUGGCAGUAUUCAAAGGCCUAAACCUGUCUGAGUGAGCCUUAUGAACAGCAGAACCAAUGGACAUCAAAGGCCAGUGUUGGACAGACGAGGAGUCGGACGGGGAGAACGAAUCAGAACAGUUCCUGUAUGGCAUUCAGGGGAGCUGUGCUGCUGACCUGUACCGCCACCCUCAACUGGAUGCAGAUAUUGAGGCAGUAAAAGACAUCUACACUGACAGUGCUGUCUCUGUUAGGGAGUAUGGAACCAUUGAUGACGUGGACAUCGAUCUUCACAUUAAUAUCAGUUUCUUAGAUGAGGAGGUUGCGACAGCUUGGAAAGUUAUCAGAACAGAGCCCAUUAUUCUGAGACUGCGCUUUUCUCUUUCUCAGUACCUCGAUGGACCUGAGCCAUCAGUGGAAGUGUUCCAGCCCUCCAAUAAAGAAGGCUUCAGCUUGGGCCUGCAGCUCAAAAAGAUCCUGAGUACAUUCACCUCACAGCAGUGGAAGCACCUCAGUAAUGAGUUCCUCAAGGCCCAGCAGGAGAAGAGGCACAGCUGGUUCAAAGCCGGAGGAACCAUCAAGAAGUUCCGCGCCGGGCUCAGCAUCUUCUCCCCCAUACCCAAGUCUCCGAGUUUUCCUCUGAUCCAAGACACAGUUUUAAAAGGGAAGCUGAGCGUCCCUGAGCUGAGAGUGACCCGUCUGAUGAACCGCUCUAUCUCGUGUACCAUGAAGAAUCCCAAAGGGGAGCUUUUCAGCUAUCCACCAAACAGCCAGACUGUGGCUGUCCCGGCGGCCAGGGCCCCUGCGCAGAUUACCACGAGGCAGCUGAUUGAAUUGUUUUUCUCAUCCCAGGCGGGCGGCCACUGCAAGAACAUCCCUACCUUGGAGUAUGGCUUCUUAGUGCAGAUAAUGAAGUACUCAGAGCAGAGGAUCCCCACGCUCAACGAGUACUGCGUGGUGUGUGAUGAACAGCACGUCUUUCAGAAUGGAUCCAUGCUGAAGCCGGCUGUGUGCACCAGGGAGCUGUGUGUCUUCUCCUUCUACACUCUGGGUGUAAUGUCCGGAGCUGCAGAGGAAGUGGCCACUGGAGCAGAGGUGGUGGACCUACUUGUGGCUAUGUGUAGAGCUGCUCUUGAGUCGCCCCGUAAGAGCAUCAUCUUUGAGCCCUACCCAUCAGUCGUUGACCCCAAUGACCCUAAAACUCUGGCCUUCAACCCAAAGAAGAAGAAUUAUGAGAGACUGCAGAAAGCAUUGGACAGCGUCAUGUCCAUUCGGGAAAUGACCCAGGGCUCAUAUCUAGAGAUCAAGAAACAGAUGGACAAGCUUGACCCUUUGGCCCAUCCUCUGCUACAAUGGAUUAUUUCCAGUAACAGGUCUCAUAUCGUCAAGCUGCCUUUGAGUAGGCAACUGAAAUUCAUGCACACCUCCCACCAGUUCCUGCUGCUCAGCAGCCCCCCGGCCAAGGAGGCUCGUUUUCGCACUGCCAAGAAGCUAUAUGGCAGCACCUUCGCCUUCCAUGGUUCCCAUAUAGAGAACUGGCACUCUGUUCUGAGAAAUGGACUAGUCAAUGCCUCUUAUACCAAACUGCAGCUGCAUGGGGCAGCAUAUGGAAAGGGCAUCUAUCUGAGCCCCAUCUCCAGCAUAUCUUUUGGAUACUCAGGAAUGGGGAAAGGACAGCACCGCAUGCCCACCAAAGAUGAGCUGGUGCAGCGUUACAACCGCAUGAACACCAUACCACAGAGCCGUCCGAUACAAUCAAGGUUUCUUCAGAGUCGAAAUCUGAACUGCAUCGCUCUGUGUGAAGUUAUCACAUCUAAGGAUCUGCAGAAACAUGGUAACAUUUGGGUGUGUCCAGUAUCGGAUCACGUCUGUACUCGCUUCUUUUUUGUGUAUGAGGAUGGCCAAGUAGGAGAUGCCAACAUCAACACCCAGGAGCCUAAGGUGCAGAAGGAGAUCAUGCGUGUGAUUGGGACCCAGAUCUACUCCAGCUAAUGGCGGUUUUCCAUACGUCUCUCUGGGCGAAGGCACACAGGCAGGCAGACAGCGAAUGUUGGGGCGAGCUGACCUCAGGCCUGACACUGAAGGCUGUGGGAGCUCUUGAGCACAUUAUCUCUAAAGUUGUUUUGUUCUGGUCCUGUCAUUUUCCUCGCCCUUCUUUGUUCCUCUUCUCCAAGUGGUUACACAUGACAUGUUCAGAUUUAACCUGGUUAAAGUCAGUCUGUUUUUCUCAGUUAACAGCAGGAGAAAAAAGUGAGUAGUCACUGCUUUGGCUCUCCACACAUACACAUACUGUCCAAUCCUGGUUAGACUGGGCAUUCCCCUUUCUUAAUGCACUGACUGAUCACUGAUCCUUUGGACUCAUUAUAUCUAUUCAUCAUUUCUAUUUGCGAAAAUGUAGUUUAAAAAAAAAAAAAAAAAAAGAAUCAUUCCAAACAAAAUCCCUUUUGUGGCAAAUAAUUGAUGGAUUUACAUGCAUAGAAGUUUGUUUUCUUAUAGUGUUAUUUGACUAAUGACAUGAAUUAAGGUCUGUGACAUGGUUAUCUGAGGGGUGAGCACUACUCUGUCAUUUUGUCCUUGUUCAAUCCCAGAAUCCAUAAAGGGAGGUGUGGUUACGUACACUAUAGGCACUUUGUUUUUGAUAACAUUUUCAAAUGUAAAAAUCCAGCUGUCCAAUUUUCAUUACAGAAUCAAGACAGUUCUCAUUGGUAAUGCACCUUCAAGCCCCUCACAGUCUCCAAGUGGCAAACAAACAAGAAUUGACAGAGACAACUUUGAUCUUAACUGGACGGAUGUGACAUGGCAGGCUGAACAACAAGGGUCAUAAAGAAAAACAAAAAACCAACAGUGGAUGUAAUCUGUGGACAUGUUAUAUCUGUUGCCUAUGAUCUAUGUUCAAAAAGCUACCACAAUCUGUCACGCAUCAUCAUUUUGUUCAAGUAGUCAUCACCUUUUCUUUACGUUCAAAAUGAAUCUUUGUGUGUAUGGACUAUACUUCCCAUUGGAGUCGCAACUUCCAAAAGCCACUGUACAGAAUCAUGGACAAUUUUACCCAACAAUCUACUGGCAGUCUCCAGUCCAGGUGAGCUCCCGGUGGACACUGGAUGUUACAGAUCGGCAUUUGUGUGCAACUCUAUUGUUUCUCCUUGGAGAAUGGCAACCUUGUAUAGCUAAUCAAGUUUAUCAGUUAGUCAUGUACUGUAUGUAUGUAUGUGUGGGUUUGUAUUUUCUUGACAUUAUACUAGACAUUGCACUUAUUCAACGUUUGCCUAAACUGGAAGAAUGGACUGUCCUCAGACCUGCAGUAGAUGUUUAGUGGAAGAAAAGUGGUUAAAAAAGUAUGUAUGGACUCAGCAAGACUGUAAUAUCCAACAUCUUAACCAUGUCUGUACUGAGAUGGGCUUUCGGUAUCUCUUGGAACUAAAGAUUCUGACCACUGGAUGGACUUCGAGGCACUGAGAGAGCAAAUUGUAUAACAGGACAUUGAACAUUGUUGCAAUGUAUUGCCCAGAAAGAAGUGGACAUGUACAGCUUACUCAUUGCAUUGCGGGACUGUGCUAAUAGCUGAUGGCUGUUUUUGCCAACAGGCUUGAGCUGCGAGUCUCUUUGAGAAUCUAUUCUCUAGCUGUCUCUAAUGAUGAGUAAUGUUUUCAAAGAUGAUGUUGACGACAAUGAUGGUGAUUAUGAUGAUGAUGAUGAAAGGCGACGAUGCAGAAAAAAAAAAAAGAAUAAAGCCUGAUUUUGCACAGUUUUACAUACAGUCUCCUAUUAUUUGAUGUCUCUGUGGAAAAUAUGUGUAACCAUUAAACGUAGAAUUAUCUUCUGUG